Messenger RNA from Anoplophora glabripennis (Asian longhorned beetle), 1884 nucleotides. RefSeq lists its product as uncharacterized. The record is from RefSeq and is a predicted model, not a curated record. The coding region runs from base 196 to 1797 and encodes 533 amino acids. Lineage: Eukaryota; Metazoa; Arthropoda; Insecta; Coleoptera; Cerambycidae. The transcript has 8 exons.
UGUCAAACAAAUUGAAUUUUUUGAUGAAGAAUUUAUAACGGUUAAUUUUCAAAUAUGUGGUUUUUAUAUUUCGUGUCUCAAAUAAUGUAUUUAAUAUAAACCCGACGAAUCGAUCAAUAGAGAAGUGUCUCCGUGAUAAGACAUAUUUUUUUAUUAAUUUAGACAGAAUUUUUCCAUUUUUAUAGUUAUACUGAAAUGGAAAAAUUAACAUCUUCACCAAGGAAACGGCUGUUCCCAGGUUCUGUGAAACUUAAAAGCUCCGAGAAGAUGGGUGAAAGGUUAACCAUUGCACCACUCGAUUUGGCAGCUAUAGCAAAGGAAGUAGCUGCUGACUUUGAAGAACCUGUUGAUAGAAGGAAUAAAAUGCGGAAAAUUAAUAAUAAUUCUGGAGGAAGGAAAAUCUUUUUCAGGACUUCUGCAGAAUCGCAAAUAUUUCGACCGAGUACUGGACGAGUAUUGCCAAAAAGGAGUGUCAACUCUCAAAAGGAACACGAUCGACCCGUGGAGUAUCCUCUCUUUAAAACUGAUCCAGAAACAGGAAAAGUAAUACCCUUACCACAGAGAUGGAUGUGCCCCAUUUUGAAAAGCUCCGAGAAGAAGGUUAAGAAGACGUUACCAGUUACACCACUCGAUAUGGCAGCAAUAGCAAAGGAAAGAGCUGCUGACUUGGAAGAACCUGUAGAUAGAAAAAAUAAAGUUCAAAAAGUGAACAAUAAUUCUGUAAGAAGAAAAAUGUUUAAUUUACCUUCUGCAGGAUCCCAAAUAUCUCAAUUUUCUAUAAGUUCUCGACGGACAUUAUCAAGAAGGAGCAUUACAUCCCAAAAGGAACAACAAAAUAAGUUUAAACCUGGUGAAUUAUCUCCUUUGUUGGAUAUGGAAGAAGUGGAAGAGGAACUGAUUAAAAAAAAGGGUUUUUUGCAAGGUUACCCUUUUAAAACACCAGUCAAGCCAGUGAUAAAAUUUAAUGAAAAUGUAAAAAGCUUCCCGUUUAUUGAACAAUCGGUAUUAAAUAAACAAAACAUUCCUAGAAUAGUAGUAACUACAGAUUCACUGUCUCCCAACGAAUCAGAGUUUCUGCAACUAGAAAAAGUAUAUCGUGCAGAUGAUUCAGGAAAAGUAAAUGAGUGCGACAAAUCUCCUAUUUCGUCAGUCUGUAAUUUAUUAGAAGAAACAAUAAUAAAUAGUAGUAGGAAAGAGAAAAAUAAUAAAUUAAAUACUCGUCAAAACAUUAUAAAUGACUUGGAAAAUAUGUUAACUGAAUAUCGCACCACAUUUGAUGAAUAUAAAACUACUCACGAUGCAAACAUUUCUAAAAUAGCAGAAAUAUUAGAGACUGAUAGAACACAAUAUGCAACUAUUGUUGCAUUACAAGAAAAAAAUCAAAAUGCAAUAACUCGCAUACUUGAUGGAUUAAAAUCUGAUUCCUCAGACACGAACAAAGAAAACACUCCUGUACAUAAUCGAAGAUCUAUGAGAUUAUUCAACAAAAGUCCACGACAAACACAGAGUGCCAAAUUUGUUGUUUCACCUGCCGUCUUAAGUAAGGAUUUAAGGAAGUCAACUUUAACUAAAAACUUAGUGACUAAAACUCAGCAGUACAAUAUUGAGAGCCCCAGGAUUAAGAAGGCGCUAGAUAUGUAUAACUCUAUACGUUGCGAAAUUUCAGUUCUAGCAACACCUAAAUUUGAAAGGAACGACUUAAACGAGUCGCCUAGGAGUACAAACUUAACAAGAAAUUUGUCUAGAAGAAUACAAAGCCAGUGUCUUCUGUUGCAAGAUACUCCUAUUCAUAAAUGAUGCAUUAUAGCGCCGUAUUUUAUUUUAGAAUGUAGUUUUACUUUUAUGUAUUUUUAAAAUAUUUAUUAUAACUUUUGUGAAUAUAUU